Andrographis paniculata is the source of this 4607-nucleotide messenger RNA. RefSeq names its product protein CHROMATIN REMODELING 20. Gene Ontology annotation, molecular function: ATP hydrolysis activity; ATP-dependent chromatin remodeler activity; ATP binding. Gene Ontology annotation, cellular component: nucleus. Bases 145 to 4314 code for a protein of 1389 amino acids. The transcript is spliced from 24 exons. NCBI's taxonomy places the organism in Eukaryota, Viridiplantae, Streptophyta, Magnoliopsida, Lamiales, Acanthaceae. The record is from RefSeq and is a predicted model, not a curated record.
CCGAAACGACGUCGUCUCCAUUUCCCCCAAAUUUCUUCUCUAAACUAAACCCCUCCCUGCCUCCCGAGUCCAACUCUGACCCGUACUUCCACUUUCGUAGCAGUGUAAAUCGAUCUUUUUGUAACAGUUAUCAGGAGGGGAGGGAUGGUGGAAGAAGAAGAGAAGAAGAAGACUGAAGAACCAGUGCAGGAAGACGUCGAGGAGCUUGUCGGGGAUGAUUCUUCUGAAAAUUCUGCCGACCAUGAGGAUAAUGACGAAGAAGAAGAGGAGGAUGGAGGCGGAGACGGAGAGGAAGGGGAAGGAUUGCAUCCUGAGGAGCCAUUGACGGAGGAGGAGAUAGAAGAGCUUAUUGCUGAGCUCUUAGAUGUCGAAAGCAAAGCUGCUGAAGCUCAAGAGGCUCUGGAGGAGGAAUCCCUAGCCAAAGUAGAAGCUGAUGUUCGAAAGGAAUUGGCACAGUCGUCGUCGGGUGAUGAGUUGGAAAAGGCUGUCACGAAUGAGAUGGCUGCUUUCAAGGAUGAGUGGGAAGUUCAGCUUGACGAGCUUGAGACUGAGAGUGCUCAUUUACUGGAGCAACUUGAUGGUGCUGGGAUUGAUCUUUCCAGUCUCUAUAAGUGGAUAGAAAAGCAAGCUCCAAAUGCUUGCCACACUGAAGCCUGGAAAAAGAGGACUCAUUGGGCUGGAACUCAACUGCCGGUUGAUGCAACUGAAUCAGUUGCAGAGGCUGAAAAGUAUCUCAACGUGCACAGGCCCGUGAGAAGACGGCAUGGCAAAGUCUUAGAGGAGGGCGCUAGUGGUUUCCUCGAAAAAAAAGUUGGGACAACUGAAACCAGUACAUCUGUAAAUGAUACAGUAAAUGACUCGGUAAAUGUAGAUUGGGAUUCUUUCAGCAGAAUGUGCUCUGAUAAGUCAAGUUUGGAGGCCAUCUCUUUUGGCAGCAAGCACUGGGCUUCUGUCUACCUAGCCAGCACCCCUCAGCAAGCUGCUGAACUGGGACUGAAAUUUCCAGGAGUUGAUGAGGUUGAGGAAAUUGAUGACAUUGAUGGUACUUCAAGUGACCCAUUUGUUGCUGAUGCUAUAGCAAAUGAAGGAGAACUGUAUCUUACUGAAGAACAGAAGAGAAACUUUAAGAAGGUUAAAGAGGAGGAUGAUGUAAAUGCUCAUCGAAAGCUUAACAUUCGCUUAAAACAAAGGAGACACAGGAAGAAAAGGAAAAAGGGAACGCUUUCCUUCGCUGAUGGCUUGAGGGAUCAACUAGAUGAUUUCACAAUUCAUGAGGAUCGCACUGAUGCAAGUGAUAUUGGUGAUCAAGAACUAAUUAGUGAUGCAAACAGGUUGCCUGUUGUUGAUGAUGAAGAGAAUGCAAAGAGUGGUUAUGAUGCCUCCUUGACAAAUGGCUCAACAUCCCCAGACUUAGUUGACUCUAGGGGAGUCAAGCGUGAUCGUGAAAGUGAUGAAGCUCAGCCCGAUGGCAAAAAAUGCUGUACAAUUACUGCUGAUAGUGAUAAUGAAGCUCAACCAGUUGAAAAUGCAUCUUCACACAUGGAGGAAGCUACCAAAGUAGAUGGUCAAAUGACUUCUAGUUCAGAUUCUGAUUCAGAUGAUUCAGAUUCUGUUACCGGUGUCACUACAAGCACUAGGAGAAGACGUAAAAAGAAAAUUCGAAGGAUCAUUGAUGAUACAGAACUGGGGGAAGAAACUAAAAAGAAAAUUGCAAUUGAAAAGGAACGUCAAGAGCGGCUUAAAUCUUUGGAAGCGCGGAUUUCUUCCAAAUCUGUUACAAUGACUUAUUCAACCAGUAAAGUGAGUUCAUUUGAUGGCACUACUGCAGAAAUGCUAGGUGAUGCAACUGCAGGUUACAUUGUAAAUGUGGUGAGAGAGGAAGGUGAAGAGGCUGUGAGAAUACCUCCAAGCAUCUCAGGGAAAUUAAAACCACAUCAGGUUGCAGGGAUUCGGUUUAUGUGGGAAAAUAUUGUUCAAUCUGUGCGGAAAGUGAGGUCUGGCGACAAAGGUCUUGGUUGCAUUUUGGCACAUACUAUGGGGUUAGGCAAAACCUUUCAGGUCAUUACUUUUCUCUACGCCGCUAUGAGAAGUGUUGACCUAGGUUUAAGAACUGCACUCAUUGUAACACCAGUGAGUGUUAUACACAAUUGGCGGUUUGAGUUCAUGAAAUGGAGGCCACUUGAGCUGAAGCCUCUUCGUAUUUUCAUGCUUGAAGAUGCUCCAAGGGAGAGAAGGGUUCAGUUGCUCACAAAGUGGAGAAUUAAAGGUGGGAUCUUCAUAAUUGGUUAUUCAGCAUUCCGCAAUUUAUCUCUUGGAAAGUAUGUCAAGGACAGGGACCUAGCCAGAGCAAUUAGUCAUGCACUUCAGGAAGGACCUGAUAUCCUAGUUUGUGAUGAAGCCCAUAUUAUCAAGAACACCCGGGCUGAUACAACUCAAGCAUUGAAACAAGUGAAGUGCCAGAGAAGGAUUGCAUUGACUGGGUCGCCUCUUCAGAACAAUCUGAUGGAGUACUAUUGUAUGGUUGAUUUUGUCAGGGAAGGAUUUCUUGGUAGCAGCCAUGAGUUUAGGAACCGUUUCCAGAAUCCCAUAGAAAAUGGUCAGCACACCAAUUCUACUGCAGACGAUGUAAAGAUAAUGAAUCAAAGAUCUCAUAUUCUCUAUGAACAGCUAAAAGGAUUUGUUCAGAGAAUGGACAUGAAUGUCGUUAAAAAAGAUUUGCCCCCGAAAACGGUGUUUGUCAUCUCCGUGAAGUUAUCUACAUUACAGAGAAAACUGUAUAAGAGAUUUCUUGAUGUCCACGGUUUCACAAAAGACAAGGUCUCAGGUGAAAGGAUAAUUAAGAGAUCCUUUUUUGCUGGGUACCAGGCCUUGGCUCAGAUUUGGAACCAUCCUGGAAUUUUGCAACUAAGGAAAGAAAACAAAGAGUCUAGUAGAUGUGAAGAUCUAGAGAAUUUUCUCGCAGAUGAUUGCUCUAGUGAUGAGAAUGUUGACUACAAUGUUAUCUCUGGAGAGAAGCUCAGCAACCAUCACAGAAAGAAUGACACUGGAUUUUAUCACGAGGAUUGGUGGAGAGAUCUUUUAAUGGGGAACAAUUAUAUGGACAUCAAUCAAGGUGGAAAAAUGGUUUUGCUACUUGAUAUCCUAACAGCGUGCUCGAACAUGGGUGAUAAAGCACUCGUUUUCAGCCAGAGCAUACUAACUUUGGACCUUAUAGAGAAAUAUCUUUCAAAAUUACCUCGUCCUAGGAAGAAUGGGAAAUGUUGGAGGAAAGGGAAGGACUGGUACAGGUUAGAUGGAAGAACUGAAAGCUACGAGAGGCAGAGGUUGGUUGAGAGGUUCAAUGAACCAUUGAAUAGAAGGGUUAAAUGCGUCUUAAUAUCAACGAGGGCUGGAUCCCUGGGGAUCAACCUUCAUGCUGCUAACCGAGUGAUUAUAGUCGAUGGAUCUUGGAACCCAACUUAUGAUCUUCAGGCUAUAUACCGGGUUUGGAGGUAUGGACAAACCAAACCUGUUUUUGCAUACCGAUUGUUGGCACACGCAACAAUGGAAGAAAAAAUCUAUAAGCGUCAGGUGACUAAGGAGGGCCUCGCUGCAAGAGUAGUCGAUAGACAGCAGGUUCACAGGACAAUGUCUAAAGAAGAAAUAUUACAUUUGUUUGACUUCGGUGACGAUGAAAAUGCUGACAUGAUACCUGAUUUGGGACAAGAAACUGGUGCUUCCACACCGGAUGCAGCCAGUCACGUUGGAAACAUAUUGAAGCAGAAGAUGCAACUGCCUCAUGGGAGCUCAUCUACGGACAAGUUGAUUGAAAGUUUGAUAAGCAAUCAUCAUCCCAAUUGGAUUUCAAAUUACCAUGAACACGAGACCCUCUUGCAAGAAAAUGAAGAUGAGAAACUGUCUAAAGAAGAGCAAGACCUAGCUUGGGAGGUGUAUCGGAAAACCCUCGAGUGGGAAGAGGUGCGGCGCGUAUUUCCAGAUGAAACAAUGCACGAGCAGCAGAAAGCAUCUGUAGGCGAACCUGCACCCGAUCAGCAGCAGCAGCAGCCACGGCGCUCCAUAACUGAUUCUAUGCUCAAUUCAAAGCCCAAUCCUCGUCCUCCAACCGUCACAACUCCUAAACAUGACUAUGCGCUCGAACGAGCAAGGCAGCGCCAUACGUACAUGUACGGGCUGCGACGCUGCACGAACCUCUCACACCUGCUGACUCUGAGGAGCCAACGGGUAAAGUUUGGAGACAAAGCAGUGUGCGGGGAGUGCGCCAAAGUGGUGCGCUGGGAGGACGUCACCGACAAAUCCGACCCGAGAGUUGCCUGAUCUUGUAAUAUCAUUGCAGCAACGCCAGGUAACGACACUGAUUUUCAUUUCCUAUUGAAACUUUUCUCCAAAUUCUUACAGAGAUGAAAAUACAGAUUAAGUCAUUGCUCUGGUUCUUGAUUUACUUAUUUAGUUGCUGUAAAAAACUGUAUUGAUUUCUGCAAAACAUAUCUAAAUUGCAUAGAGUUUAUUGGACACUUUUUGUGCAAUCCCAAAGUAUUAUGCAUGGAAAGGAUGGAAUGUAUUCUAAUAUUUGAAGGUAGAAAGGUAUAAAUCAUCGAUUAUUAAUUUAA